CUGCCACAUCAAUCCACAUCAGAUUAUUGAUCGAUGGUCCACUACAUUUGCGCCACAUUGGUCGACCAGAUAUAAGGCAAGCAGGAAGCAGUCGUUUUCCUUGUCCUCUUAGUUUUCUCCAUCUCACCAGUUGUGUUGACAACACUCAAUCAGCGUAAUCAUUGAACGCCUAGCGUUAUGUCCCCUGCCGGCGAGACUGGCACAUCGUCUACUCCGCCACGCGCCAAUGCACCAGCUCAUAGUGCUAGCAAAAUAGAAUCGACCCCAAACAGCCGCGGGGCUGCCGUCGUCAGCGAGAACAUCGGCGUGCUCGGCGUCCAUGUUAAGAAAGUCCGUCCAUGGAUCCAACGUGAUAUUGAGCAGACUAAGGAGUGCAAAGUAGAUGCCAUGUUGCAAGCUCUCCUGCAGCGCGCUUCUUCUGCUCCCGAGACUCAACAGCCCGAGCUUCUGCAAAAGUGCCUAGAGGCAGUUCUGCCGGUUUGCAAUGGACAGGUCUCCGCUAGAGGGAUAUACUCUUCAGGCAUCGAGACAGCCCUGCAAAAAUACGUACGUCCAGGAGUAGAAAACAAGUUCUACGGUCCUUUUAUAGAAGCCACCAACAUCGCGCUCGCUUGUCUUGAAGAGAUCAAAGUCGAUGGGAUGCGUGCUCCUGCCCCCACCGUGGACAUGAUCUGUCAGCAGAACGAUAUGCCCAUGUACCAAAACCACCAGACCGUGAAAUCAACUCGGAAGCCCGACGUCGUCUUUCUUCCUUUAAACAGCGCAUGCGCUCCCUUCGAAGAUGAGAAAGGCGGCAAGAAGGGCGAACAGAAAGACGAUGAGAAGGACGAUGAGAAGCGCAAGGCUCACAUGGUCAAGAAUGCAAUGGCAAAGCCGCCAGCCCCGCUCCCCUGGAAAGAUGUUCUAGCUUGCAUCGAGUUCAAGAGAAAGACAGACAGGAAGAAACCGAUUAAACCGCCGCACUCUUCGUGCAAAGUGAAUGACUAUGUUCCUACCAAGCCAGAAUAUCUGCCAGUGGAUCAUUUUAAGGCUGAAGAUCCGGCGCCAGGCCCUUCGCAGACCGCAAAACAACCUGCGUCCGACCCUGCAAUCGUAUCUUCCGGCCUUACUGCUGCACAGCCUUCCAAGGGCGGGUCUAGCUCUAAGCGCAAGGCCGCGGACACUUUGCAAUCCGCCGCGAAAAAAGCCAGGAUCGACCCGGACGACCCAGAUGUGACCGUCCAGACGGGUAUGUACGCCGCCGAAAUGUUUGCGGCCAAUCUUGCCGUCAAUCAUCUGAUUAAUCUUAUUGUCGUCGACGAUGUGAUGUGGAUCUGGUAUUAUGAUCGGCAAGGCACCAUUCAAAGCUCGGGCAUCAACUUCAUUCAAGAUCUCCCGCGAUUCAUGGUGCUGUUGUAUGCUUUACAGCGAUUUCAACUUGAGGAUUGGGGCCGGAAUAAGGAUUUCCUCCCAGUUCAAGUUGAGGGCAAACAAUGCCAUGAAUUCAAAAUCAAGGACGUAGAACUUGGAGAGGUAGAUCUGCUGCUGCACACCAGCCACGACGAAAGAGUGACGCACUACGGACUACAAGGACGGGCCACCAAUGUGGUCCCUGUUACCAGCGAUGUGCUCGCGAAGAGAUCCGAAAACCUCAAGGAUGGGAUGGUGGCCAAGAUCUUUUGGGGAGAGGCGAGUCGCACAAGCGAGCCAGAAAUCUUGAAAAGAGUUGAGGAGAUCGCCAAGGCGCACGAUACCGUCAAAGACCAUAUUCCUGAGUUGCUGUGGCACCACACGUUCACGAAUCCCACGUCCGCCAUCCGAGAAGCACUCGGUGUUCCGGAACCCACCACGGGCAGUCGUGUGCUCUACAUUCUCGUAUUCCGUAAGCUCCACCCCAUCACGAAGAAGCUUAACGACACAGAACUUUUCGACGUAUGGCGUCAGUGUAUCCUAUGCCACCUGACUCUGUGGAAGGAAGGGGUCUAUCAUCGAGAUAUCAGCCCUGGUAACUUGAUGUGGUACAGAAAAAAUGGCCGACUGAUCGGUGUCUUAAACGACUACGAUCUAUCCUCGUUGGUGAAUGUAGUGGGUCCUCAGGGCAACGAGCGCACUGGCACGGUGCCGUUCAUGGCGAUCGAGCUUCUCUCCCCAAGUGCUCAACGAGGCGAAGUCAAACACCUGUAUCGCCAUGAUCUGGAGUCGUUUAUGUGGGUUUUUGCCUGGAUUUUCUUGCGUUACAGGCAGGGAACCCUUCUACCACGCGGAUUGCGCCCCUUGGACGAAUGGGCAACUUUAGGCGCUGUGGCAUGUGGCAAGGAAAAGUUGUUCUUUCUCAAUAAUAUGGAAGAUUUCGCAUGCUCGGACAUAGACGAAGACAUAUGGAAUUUCCUUGUGGACUCUCUUCUGGUGGUUAAAAUGGAUGCCGACAACCGAUACUAUCUCCGUCUUAAACGGUCAUCGAGCUCAGGAGGCCAGCAGCGCAACGCCGAGGAAACAGAUCUCGAUGCUGUUCUAUCCAAAUUUACAGGUUUAGAGGGUUGGGAUAAGCUCAGCGAACCUAAUUGAUUUGUUACCCUAUACACGGCUUUCCGCGUAUCGAUACUCGUAACUUUCAGUUGUAUAUUCACAAUACAAGCGGUUGACGGGUCACUUCCCAUAGAGUCGUGCGUGAAAGCUUCACUGGUAGGGACUAAAUACCUCGAAGCAGU
This is a messenger RNA of Suillus subalutaceus, 2687 nucleotides long. RefSeq lists its product as uncharacterized. Lineage: Eukaryota; Fungi; Basidiomycota; Agaricomycetes; Boletales; Suillaceae. The transcript has 6 exons. The record is from RefSeq and is a predicted model, not a curated record. The coding region runs from base 178 to 2544 and encodes 788 amino acids.